Messenger RNA from Drosophila yakuba, 1964 nucleotides. Its product is annotated as probable ATP-dependent RNA helicase DDX55 homolog. The record is from RefSeq and is a predicted model, not a curated record. Gene Ontology annotation, molecular function: ATP binding; nucleic acid binding; RNA helicase activity. Gene Ontology annotation, cellular component: nucleolus. Bases 57 to 1904 code for a protein of 615 amino acids. The transcript has a single exon. Lineage: Eukaryota; Metazoa; Arthropoda; Insecta; Diptera; Drosophilidae.
AUGUGAGAUGGUCAUACUAUCGCGCACAUGUUUUUGUUGACAAACCAAAUUGCAAGAUGUCUCGAAAGAAGUGGUCUUCGCUGGACAAACCACCGCUCUCAGAUGCAGUGCUUCAAGUGGUGCAGAGCUUCGGCUUCCAGCAGAUGACGCCCGUCCAGACGGCGGCCAUUCCGCUGCUCCUGGCCCGGAAGGAUGUCUCCGCGGAGGCAGUUACUGGUAGUGGUAAAACACUGGCUUUCCUUGUGCCCAUGCUAGAAAUCCUGCAGAGGCGCCACAAGGAGACCCCAUGGGGCCCCAAGGAAAUAGGUGCCCUCAUCAUCUCACCAACCCGGGAACUGGCGCGCCAAAUCUCCGAGGUUUUAGCCCAGUUUCUGGAGCACGAAGACCUCGAGCACCUGAAUCAACAGUUGAUUGUAGGUGGCAACAGCAUAGAAGAGGACAUAGCCACGCUGCGUAAGGAAACACCCUGCAUAUUGGUGUGCACCCCCGGUCGACUGGAGGAUCUAUUUCAGCGCAAAGGAGAUGAUCUUAAUCUGGCGGCUCGGGUGAAGAGUUUGGAGUUUCUGGUCCUAGACGAAGCUGACCGCCUGCUGGACUUGGGCUUCAAAACGAGUGUGAAUAACAUAUUGGGCUAUCUUCCCCGCCAACGUCGAACUGGGCUCUUCUCCGCCACACAGACUACCGAGGUUACAGACUUAAUCCGUGCGGGCUUGAGAAAUCCUGUACUCGUUUCAGUUAAAGAGAAGGCCUCCGUAAACACGCCAGCCCGCCUGCAGAAUUUCUACAGGAUUGUCGAGCCAGAACUCAAGUUUGUGGCCCUGCUGGAGUUCCUUAGUUCCCCCGCCACCGAUGUUGGAAAGGUGAUGGUCUUUUUCCCCACCUGCGCCUGUGUGGAGUAUUGGGCUGAGGCCCUGCCGCCUCUUCUGCCCAAACGCACAGUGCUGGGAAUCCACGGAAAGAUGAAAAACAAGAGGGCCAAUGUGGUGGAGAAGUUUCGCAACACUGCACAGGCCGUACUUCUAUGCACGGAUGUCCUCGCACGUGGCUUGGAUGUACCUGAGAUCGAGUGGGUAGUGCAAUGGGAUCCACCAUCAACUGCCUCCAGCUUUGUACAUCGUGUGGGACGCACUGCUCGGCAGGGAAACGAGGGCAAUGCCCUGGUGUUUCUCCUGCCCAGCGAGGAUGCUUAUGUGCAUUUCUUGAAGAUCAACCAAAAGGUGGAGUUAACUGAACUGCUUAGCGAGGAGGAGGAGGAGGAGGAUGCAGAUCGAGAAAAGAAGGAACUACCCGCCGUCUUAGAUCAACUCCAUCGGCUGCAAGCAGCCGACAAGGGCGUCUAUGAUAAAGGCAUGCGCGCAUUUGUUUCCCAUGUUAGAGCAUACACCAAACACGAAUGCAGCGCUAUUCUCCGACUAAAAGAUCUGGAUCUGGGCAAGAUGGCCACUGCUUACGGUCUCCUGCAACUGCCGCGCAUGCCGGAGCUGAAGAACUACCAGGGAGGCGGCUACGUGGCGCCGACUUUUGAAGUGGACCUAACCAAACUUACGUACAAGAACGCCCAGAAAGAGCAAGUUCGACAAAAGAAAAUGGAAACUUACGAGCAAACCGGAAGCUGGCCAGGUCAAAAGCAGCACAAAAAGCGUGCAGAGUCCUGGGAUCAAACUAAAAAGGCAAAACUGGAUGCCAAGUCCAAAAAGGAGCUGCGCAAGGCGAAGAAACAGCGAAAGAAAGCGGCAGAGGCCGAGGCGGGCGGAUCUGGAAAAGGAAAGAAGAGGCAGCAGUUUAGCCAGGAGGAUCUCGAUGAACUAGCCAGCGAUAUUCGGCUUUUCAAGCGGCUCAAAAAGAACAAGAUCAGCGAGGAAGAAUUCGACAAGGCCAUGGGCAUUGAAGGGGACAAUGAUUAACAUGCUUUGGGGCUGCUUUUUUUGUACAAUUAAAAAUGUUUACGGAAAUGUAUAUAUGAA